UGCAAUGCCGCUUUCAGGAAACCAUGAACUUAUAUUCAUGGGUUUCCGAUUUAAAAUCUUUGAAACUCGAUGAUUUUCACCACGAAGCAACUUCUCCCCACACGAGUACCUCUUAGCACUGAAAAUGGACACAGAUUCAGCGGCCGUACAUUCCAAGGCUCUUACGCAUGGACAGCGGGGACAUUUACAAUGGUCAUUUUUCUUUGGGGAAAAAAAGCUUUAAAUAUCCCGAUGUGCCAGGGAUAUUCCAGACCAUUGUGUGUGUGUGUGUGUUUUUUUUAAAGUGUGGCUUUUUGUUUACGAAUCUGUACAAACUGAGUAAGCUGCUGGGUUUACCCGCGGUUGCCAGGCAAUGGCGAGUGGCUGGAGGCGCCGCAGCUCCAUGGAGACGGCCAGUUGGUGCUGAGACGAAGCCAACAGCAGGCCGGAGGAGAGGGUCAGGCCACAAGCUUCUCCGGCCGCCCACAUGGAUAUUCUGGGCGUGAGGACCUCGCACUCUGAAAUCAUAUUCACUGCCACGGAACCCAGGCAAACGUACCGUACAACACUCACCGUGCUAAACAUCAGUAGCGUCUCCAGAGUGGUGAUCGUUCGUCCAUCAAAGAGCAAGUUAUUUAAAAUAAUUGCAAAGAAGAAUAAUAUAAAAAUUGCUCCUGGAGUACAAAUUUCAGUAAUUAUAGAGUUUUCCACAACAAAAGCAGUUGAUGCAUCAGAUGUAUGCACUAUAGGCAUAGAUGAGGACAUUAUAACAAUACCUCUACAUGCAUUUACCGCUGCCUGUGAUCUUAGUGUUGAUCGAGAAGUUGAUUUUGGUACUGUUGUCGCUGAUAGUAGAGUUAUUUUCAAAGAGAUAUGUGUUACAAAUAAUGGAUCUGUCUCAGGGCGCUUUGCAAUUGCAAGUCCAAGAAAUCAAUUCAUGACUAUUUUACCUAGGAAUGGAACAGUUCAACCAAAAAAUGUGUUUUUGAUCAAAGUUGAAUUGUAUACUUAUCAACCAAUGGUUCUCGAUGAAAUGAUCAAGAUGAGGUUGGAAGAUGCUGACGAUACAGUUGUGAAAAUUAAGGGAAAUAUUGUUGUGCCAACUUUGGAACUCAUUGAUUUUUCUGGCCAGAAACUUGAAUGCAUUCAAUUUGGUAGUGCCUAUUACGGAACCUCAAAGCUGGAGCAAAUUUUUGUGUAUAACAACAGCCCUGAAUCUAUUAACUGGGUGACACUGAUGGAAAAUGAUGCUGUUGGAUCUGAAGUGGGUACAGAUCUGUCUCUGAGUUCAGAGGCAUUUUUGGCAGAUAAAAUGAAAGAAGACUACAGACCAACUGCUUAUACAUCUGAUCUGAUUGCAUGUCAACCUUGCGAAGGGAUUCUGAACCCAUACAGCGAAAUCAUUGUUACUCUGUGCUUUAGCCCCAAGGAAUUUCCUGCUACAAAAUUUCACAAAAAAGAGGAUGAAAUACCAAAAUUCAGAGAGUAUGCCCUUUAUGUGAGAUUUGAGACUGUGCGCAGCUGUGAUAUUUUUCCACCACAGCAAAAAUUAUCCAAUGAAAGCGAUGGGAGAAAAGGUCAACAACGAGUUGAGGUAGCACUUACUGGAAUAGGGUGCCCUGUUAACUUAAACAUCGGUCCAGUGUCAAAAUUUGAUUUCAUGGAAUGCUUUCUUGGUGAAAAGGUGAACGUUAAGGGAAUUCUUCGAAAUGACUCACAUUUACUUCCACUCAACUUCCAGUUUCGUCAGAUGGCCCAUUUUCGGGUCACUCCUGCUAAAGGAGACCUUAAACCAGGACAGUCAAUGGAAGUUGUGAUCUCUUUUGCUGCACACCAGCUUGGAAAAGUUGAAAUAAACCAAGUGAUCGACUUUUUUGGAUUGGUUGCAUUUCCAAACAAUCCAGUGGAAUUGAAGAUGGAAUUAUUUCAUCAGAUAAAAAUUCCCUUUACAGGUGUUUGCAAUUCUCCCGUGAAGAAACCAAAAGCAAACUAUAUGCCUGGCAAAGAAACGGAUCAUUCGGUCGAGCAGAUGACUGGUAAAAUCAGCAAGAUGAGGGAAUUAUCUCCUGAUACACUGCUUACUGGGUGUGGAAGUGUUUAUUCUAGGAAGAAAAAAAACAAAAGUGCCACAGGAAUGAAACAUCACACUUGUGUGGAUUCUGAAUAUACUUAUGAUGAUAAGGAGGUAGAAACAAUGAAAGCUCGGAAGAAAUAUUAUGAACGGUAUGUCCAAGGUCUGAGGAUACGUCGUCUCCAAAAGCAGGAUCACAGAGAAUUUGAUGAAUUUAACAAUGCAGUGGACAUUGGUAUAAGACCAGCAGAAGGAUUGCGUUCUCCAAAACUUUCAGCCAAAGAUAUAGUUCACGAGAAACUGGUGAUAGAUGUAUGUGCUGCGGUACCACCUAUCCGAAUACGCAAGCUUAAAGUCAAAGGAGUUCCUCCACUAUCAAAACCGGGAUUGACAUGUGGCGUUAGUCAUUCUUCAACAGCAGAGUUUGGUCUUAAUGCUGUCCCAUCUUCACAUCAAGAAGAGAUGGAUUGCAGUUUAACACUGACACCUCAGCAGCUACACCAAAUAUUCAUUGGCCCAUCCACCGUUGACUAUGGCACAGUGUGUGCACAUUCAUCAUCAACCCAGAAUUUGAAUAUUGUAAACAACUUAGCUACACACAUUUUAAUUGAAGUGGAUACUGUUUGUGUAGAGCUGCGGGAAUCCAGUCCAUUAUCGCAGGUUGUCCCACCCAUGUCUACGGCUUACCUACCACUGGUGUUCGAAAGUAUAAUCAAGGGACCUUUUCAGAAAUCAAUUACCUACAGAAUAAAUAACGUCCAUUCUGGUCGUAUAUUAGUAAUGGCAAGUGUGGUUAGCGUUGAACUUGAGCUAUCAACCAAUGAGCUGGUUUUAUCCCCAAACUAUGGGCUCCUGCAUGAAUCGGGCAUGAGGACAACAGUGCGGCUCUAUAACAGGAGAAACUACACUGCUCAAUUCAGCUGGAUUCCAGUACUUACAGAAGAGGGAAUGGCUUUCUUCAUCCGACCUGAUGGAGGUGUUGUUGGUGCAUUUAAUGAUUUGGAAUGUGAAGUUGUCUGGCAUGCAUCAUUUUUCUCCCCUGUGAAAGGUGAUUUUGAUCUUAUUGUGCAUGAGGGGAACAAGAUCAGAUUGACGUGUGCUGUCGAGGUACAACAUUUUAUUUUUUUGUGCAGAUCACUUUUAAGUUAUUUUUCCAGUGUUGAACUGUUAUAUCUGUCAGAAUUGUUGCAUAUUUUAGGUCUUACCAUUGUUAACCUCCAAAACCACUUUAUAUGUUUUUUUAAUUUACAGCUUGGUCAAAUUAAUGUUCACUUUGUUGAGAAUCGUGUGCUUUUUAAUUCUGCCGCUUUGAACAUAAGUAUCACAAAGGUAGCUGUUAUCAAAAAUCAGGGGCAAAACCAUGCGUACUUUAAGGUCAGCAAUGAGAAUUGUGUGCCUGGUAUGACAGUAAUUCCUACUCAUGGAGUAAUACCUGUUGGAGGUUUUACAUGUUUAAAUAUUUUCUUCCACCCAACUACAAUUUUCAAAUUUGAUACCAGACUAAAGGUAGACAUUCGCAAUUCAAAUAUGUUGAAACUACGGGUUGGAGGAUCAGUGAUACAACCGAUGGCUGAAAUCAAUCUGAAAUAUUUCAUGUUCUAUGGCAUCUACUGUGGUGCGACUUCAGUGAUUCCAUUCACUUUACUCAACUUAAUAGAAUCGCCCAUUAAGGUUGAAUUUGAUUUUUCUCAUUACAAAGAUUUCUCACUGAAGUUUGAAGCAUCUGCAGAUGCAAUUCAAGAUCCAGUCAAUCCUCAUUUGUUUGUUGCAAAUCUAAGAGGAAAGGAAAGUAUCAAGUGUGAAUUAUUCUUUGCCCCCACACAAGUUGCAUCCUACUAUUUUAAUCUGCCAGUCAAUAUUAAUGGUAGUCCAUCACCAUCUCCUCCUCCAAGUUCUAUACCACCUGAUCCUUAUGAAGAAAUGGCCUCUGAUUCUUCUUCAGAACAAUUACAGAGUCCGACACCAUCUCACAAAGUGAAAGCUACAGGUAGGAAAAAUACUACCCGAGGCAUAUUUUUAAAGCAAAUUGUUCAUGUGAUAUUCUUCUUCACAACAAUCAUCAGGCUAAAAAUUGAAAUACAGAAUACCUCCAAAAAGGAGGUAACAUGGUUGUUGGAUAUAAAUAGUCAAGAAAACAAAGCUCUCGAUGAAGGUAUUUUCAGAAUCUAUAACUAUAAUGGGAGUCUUCAACCAGGCCAAAGACACUGCAUUACCAUUGGCUUUUGCCCAAGUUACCCAGGCAAUUAUUCAAUUGAAAUACCCAUGUUUAUUAAUGAGGAAAAAACCAUCCGGUAUCGAGUGAUUUCUGUGACGGGUGUUAUACAUACUUCUAAGAUGAUUAUCGAUCCCUCUUUUGUGAACCUGCACCCAGUUCCUCUAAAUACAGAAACAAGAGCAACAGUCCAAAUUAGUUGUAUGAAUUGUCUCAGUGACUGCACGAUCAAAGCUGAAAUUCCAGAUGUAGAAAAUGAAGAUGGGAGCUGGUUUCAACCCAUAUCUUGUGAGUUCCCUGAAGGUUCAUCUUCGCUGUGUGUGAAUGGAACAAACAAAAGUAUAACGUGCAACAUCACCUUCUGUUCAUUCACCCCAAUUUCAAUAUCUGUGGAUGUCAUAUUUAUUGAUCAGGAUCAGAACAGGCUGAAGCUUCCAAUCACUGCAUCUGCAGAUAAUUGUCUGUUGACUUUGUAUAGAUACGUAGGUGUUCACCAAACAGACCAGCAAAUUGUUCUCAAAACUGCAACUACUUCAACCAACUAUCCAAGUGAUGGAAAAGUAAUUCUUCAACCAUAUUACAGCCCUGGAACCUCACUAAGUUCAUCUACACUCACGGCAUUUUCGACUGUGUCUUCUUAUUUUCCAGAUUCUUCUCCAGGUACCACUGCUACUUCCAAAAUGGAUAAGGGCAGUGACGUGAGUGAUCGUGAAUUUGUAGGUGUCACGAGCAAUUGGAAAAAGCUCAUGUUUUUUGAAGAAGAUGUAUUCUGCCAAAAGGUCCUAACAGCUAUACAGGUCUGGGUCAGUCUGUUUGGUUGGCCAAAUGGAAUGAAUCCUAUUUCUAUCCCAGAGUCACUAAGAAGAAUAAAAUCAUGCAGAAAGGGAACAAAAACAAUUUAUGAUCUGCUGAACCAUCUAAGUGGCCAUCAUUUGCUUGGUCUGACAGCAAACCAGAUAUUGCCCAGUGACCCUGUGGAAUGUAUAUUACAAUUGCAUUGGCACUAUUCAACACUUCUCGUUUUCCUAAGAGCUCAAGGAGCUUGCCUUGCACACGUGAAACCGGAGUUCUUAUUGGAGCCUGAACAGUUUAAGCAAUGGAAUCAAUUACAGCAUUGUUUACAGAACACCGAAAGUACCAACAUUUCUGACCUGGAUGAAUAUGUCUUUGAAUCAAUAAGCAAGCGUUCAUGGACUGAUAUAUUGCUGCAGAUUUACAAGGUUUUUGUGCUUUCUCGAUUGACUGUGAAGGAUAUCAACAAUAUGCAUAGCAAUCUAGGAUGCUUAGAAAGCUUACCGAGAAUAAAUGCUGAUCCUCUUUCCAGCAAUGUAUAUUCUAUUGGUGAGCGUGUCCUGCUGACAUGGCUCAACUUUCACUACGAAUCUAUGAGAAAAUCUGUGUGGGCAUGUUGCACUAAAGGUGCUGCACCACCGACACGCUGGAUAAUUAAUUUUGAUUUAGAUUUGUUGGAUGGGUUGGUGCUGGCAGCUGUCCUGGCUGCUUAUUGCCCUGAUGUGAUUCCAACUCAUCUGGAGAAUAUGUUCACAUGUCCAUCUACUCCUGAGCAAUGCCUGCAUAAUAGCUUGGUACUCUUAAAUGCAUUUAAUGCUAUUGGCCUUGAUUUUGACAUACAGGCCACAGACAUUUCAGAUCCAAAUCCUAUCAUGAUGCUUAUGCUCUGUGUUUAUUUGUAUGAUCGACUUCCCAACUAUCUUCUUACGAAGAAUGUAGAAUUUGUUGGUGAACUGCAUGCUACCAUUGUUAAAAAAAUUCGAUUGCAAAAUCAAAUUGACAAACGAUUAGUUUAUUUCGCAACAAUAGUAGGAAAGGAUGCACGACAUUUCUCAUUGCCUGAUGGAAACAAGGUGUCAAUCUCCUCAAGGAAUUAUGUUGAUGUAACUGUGGAAUUCACAAGCCGAUUCCUGGAGCCAGUACAAGCUCUACUAGUGUUUGUAUCAAGGUUAAAAAAAGGAAUAGUGUGUGCAACAAGAACAUUUUCACUCGUAUCACAAGUAAACAAGAUGAAUCCUACUGCCUCUAUUAAAUGCGAAUCUCCAUGUUAUGAGCAGAAAAUAAUACAAAUGAAUGUCACCAACCCAUUGAAAGAAAUGGGAGUCUUCAGGGUGAUUUUAAUGGAGCACCACAAUGCUCUUUUUAAGACUGAGGAAUUUAAAUGCAUUGCAGCUUUGCUUACCAAACUGAAGACGCAAACAGGAAAAUGGAAUGCAAGGCCUGGUGAAUUUGAAAAUGGAAAAGAAAUUGAAAAUGGUGCGGAUGAUCCAAAUGUGAACCUGAAGAACACUCUUCAGGAUAAUUGGGUGCCCGAGUUCUUCACUCAAGUGGAGUCAUUGCACAUGGAAGCUCAAGGUUCUUCAGUUAUGGAGGUUGUGUAUCUUCCCUUUCAUACAGGGAAUUCCCACUGUACCAUUUUCUUCGUCAAUGAACAGGUCGGUGAAUUUGCGUACUGUCUUGAAGGAACUGGUAGUAUACCAUUACCCGCCACAGGACUACAAGUGCUUAGUUCACGUGCAAUACAGAACCAUUGCUUUGCUUCAGAUGAUAGGAAUGCAUCACAAGUCAUUAUGUACUACAAAUGCAAUAUUGCCUGUUCCUUUGAUCAAGUAUUGAAAAUCCCAUUGAUAAAUGAAGCCAGAGAAAAAGCUCUGGCAAUUGUAGGACAGCGGUGGAUGUCAGAAAUAGAAUACAAACGCAGAAAGGUUGCUGGGACAUUGGAAAGCAGUAGUGUCCGAGCUUCAGUUGCAACGAUUGUGUUGCACGACUCUGAGCUAAAAAUAUCUCACGCCCCUGGAAAAUAUUGCAAAAAUCCAAGAUGUGUUGACUACACCAUAGAGCUGUCUGCGCCUAAGCACUUUGAAUGUCCAGAUACAGUAUCUGUUCCUAUAAUCAGAGUACACAGGGGAAAUUUCAAGUCGCAUUUGAAGCCUGGAGGUCUGAACUUCAGUGAAAUAGAUGAAGAAGCUUCAGCCAGCCUGCCAAUGAAAUUUGUAUCAGAAGGGCCAGGCCACUACCCUUGUAAGAUCCUGUUGCAGUCCAAAUAUGAUGUCCGUUUGUAUAACAUUCUGUGUGUGGUAAAUCCUGAAGAGUACUUUGAGACUGAGUUGGAAAUUGCUGCGUCUACCCACCAUUCCGUCAUUAAAAAUAUUCAUUUGCAUAAUGACACCCAAGAAGACUGGAUAAUUCUAGCUGUUCUGGAAGGGAAUGGCUUCUUUGGCCCAUCGAUGCUUAUUAUUCGAGCUUGUGAAACGACAAUGUACCCAUUAAUGUUCAAACCAGAUUUUGAAUGCGUGACUAUGGGUAAACUUGUCCUGACAAACCAAACAGAUGGUACUGAGCGUAUUUUCAAUCUCAAAGGGAUAGGCAAAAGUCCAGUGGCAAUGGAUCAUAUUGUGAUAGACUGUCAAGUAAGACAGACAGCAAAGAAGGUCCUAUCAGUUCCCAAUUACACUCAAACCAAGUUAACCUGUAAGGUUGUUUCAGACUUGCCAAUAGUGAGUGGAGUACCCCAUGUUACCUUAAAAGCUGGACAAACUGUUCCCUAUGAGAUUAACAUUUUACCAUGGAAGCAAGGGAACUUUACAGGUGUAAUUUCAUUUGUGGCUGGAGAUGAUACUCUACAGCAGGGCCAGCUGCCAGUCAGCAGUGGCGCAGUGGAAAAGCCAGAUGGUGAACAGCCAGUAAUGAACGUGACAUCAAUGGCAGCUGAAACAACUGGGGAUACUAACUCUGCAAAGAAUAACAAAAUAUACAGAAUCUGGUUUUACUUGGAGAUUAAUUCUGUCCCAGGUCCACCUGAGCAGUCCUUUGGAGUAACUUGUGCUGUACAGGAAUCCAUAGAUGUGAAGAUCGUGAUAACUAAUCCCAUUGAUGAACCCCUGACACUGGAUGUUAUGCUGAAUGGAGAUGGAAUUACAGGAGACACCUGUUUGGUAGUUAAGCCAAAAGAAACAAUUUCCUAUGUGGCCAGGUUCGCUCCAAGCAUUGUUGGUGAAACUAUUGGAAGUGUUACCUUCUACUCAGACCUCAUAGGAGAGUUUUGGUAUAAACUCAACCUUGUUGCAAAGAAACCAACACCACUAACCCUUCCAGAACUGCAGUGUGAGCUGGGGAAAUGGGCUCGUCAGUUCAUUCCUCUCGCUAAUUCUUCUAUUGAAACUUUGAAAUUGAAAGUUGUCAACAGCAACCCAACAAAUUUUUCAGUAGAAAUUGAUCCAAGAAAGGAGAUAAUUGUGAAUCCUCUGACUACAACUGAAGUACCUGUUCAAUUUUUCCCUUCAACACUGGGAAAAGGCAAUCAUUCCGCGACGAUUAUCUUCAAGUGUCCUCAAUUACAGGAGUGGACCUUUCAUCUGUCAGGAAUAGGCUUGCUUCCCCUUCAGAUGGACCCUGUUAGUAUCACCACUUGUGUUAACUCUCAUGCAUCGGUUAUCGUGCCUUUCAAGAAUCCAACUGAUGAUUAUCUUCUGGUAGAUGUGGUGCUGACAGAUGAUGAACAAAUCACCCACAAUAAAAGUCCUGCAGAUCUGCUACAAUCCAUUAACAAACACGGUGUUUUCUGCAUUCCAUUGAAACAAAGUAGAGAUAUAUUACUUCCACCAAAAGAGAAAUUGGACAUCCCUUUGAUAUUUGCACCAGAAUACAUGACGAUGUAUGAGGGUCUGAUUGUCGUCCAAAUUAAGAAGCAGGAUGGUAGUACUUGGCCUUGUGCAUUACCUAAUGCAACAACUGAAGACAUUAGAAGCUUUUGCAGAUCGGAAAAGGGGGAAAUUUCUGCAAUUCGAUGGCUGUAUCCAAUUAAUGGUAUCCCUGAAGCAUUGCCAGCAAAACGGCCCCCUGCUGUGAUCCAGUGCCAAGCUCAACAAAGAAUCGAAAAAACAAUAGAAAUUAUCCUUACUGGUGCCGUUCCUGGUUCUGCACAAACAGCAAUAAUGGAGGAUGAAACUGACAUUUCUUGUACUUGUGAAGAGGAGAUUCAGGAAACCAACAGACAAAGCAUAGGAGAUGAAUUUUUUUAUGAAAUGUUGUAUGAGACAGAGGAAAUAAGAGCUCAUAUGGAACCUACAGUUGCAAUAAGCUUUGUGAAGAAGGAAUGGGACACACAGACUGGCAUUGUUAUGCUCACCUUCAAUGUUGUUUUUGCACCAUCCACUCCAGUCAAGCAAACAGUGAUGCUGAAGGUGCAGUCUGUUACAGGUGGGGUCUGGAAAUUCCCAUUGCAUCUGACUGCCACUGAGCCACAUGUAGACGAUAUCAUCAAUAUUGAAACAACUGGGCUGAAUAAAGAGUCUAUUGUUUGCUUUAGGCUUACAAGCCAGACAAGGAAUCCCAUACCAUUCACAGCACUAUUCCUACCUUGUAGUGAUCCGGAAUUUGUGGUAUCACCUCAAGCUGGAGAAUUGCUUCCGCUUGGCACAACUGGGACUCUAAUUACUAUUGGAUUCAUCCCACGAACGUACAGCAAGAAAUACAAAGCAAGACUGCUCAUCCAGACAACAGAUAUGCAAUGGAUAUAUGAGCUCAAUGGUUUGGAUCCCCAGUACAGUCCUCCGAACCUUCAACAUGGCAAACUCAUCACUUCAAGGUUUAGGCAUUCUGUUCCUGUACGACAACGCAACUUCAUUCGUGAAAAUCUCAGAGUGAUAGCAACUGCAGUGUCCUCUCCUCUUAAAGGUGCUCCUCUCGUCACAUUAAGCAAAACAAGUAAAGCAAAGUAAAUGGAAAGUAAUUCGCAUUUAGUUGCAUUUUUAUAUUGCGAAUGUUUAAAGUUGAUAAGAAUACUGAACAGAUGGGGAAAUUGCCAUGAUUUCAUUAACUACUAUGAACUAAUGCGUGUUGUUGCAUGAUUAUAUCUUAUGCAUUGUCUUUUUCCAAUAAAUAUUUUCAAAAUGACCAUCAUCAAUUCAUAUCAUAUUCUAUAUAAAAGAUUUUGUCUGCAUUCACAUUUUUUUAAACCAUAAAUUCUAUAUGAUCAUCAAACUUUUUUCCCCAAUUUAAUACGUUCUGAAAAAUUGAUGCAAAACAGACCUAUAAUGUUUGGUACCAUGUGUUAUAAUUGCCAUGUUUUAUUAACUACUAUGAACAAAUGUGUGUUACAUGAUUAUAUCCAGUGUAUAGUAGUUUUCCAAUAAAUAUUUUCAGAAUGACCAUCAUCCAUUCAUGCCAUUUUUAUUUUUAAGAUUUUGUCCUGCAGUCACAGUUUUUAAAUUAUAAAUUCUACACGACCAGCAAAAUAUUGCUCCAGUUUAAUACUUUUUGAAAAAUGGACACA
This is a messenger RNA of Leucoraja erinaceus (little skate), 10548 nucleotides long. Its product is annotated as cilia- and flagella-associated protein 47-like. Lineage: Eukaryota; Metazoa; Chordata; Chondrichthyes; Rajiformes; Rajidae. The transcript has 64 exons. The record is from RefSeq and is a predicted model, not a curated record. Bases 467 to 9994 code for a protein of 3175 amino acids. Gene Ontology annotation, molecular function: protein binding.